Molecule: messenger RNA, 1140 nt
Organism: Stegastes partitus (bicolor damselfish)
Lineage: Eukaryota; Metazoa; Chordata; Actinopteri; Pomacentridae
Product: dual specificity phosphatase DUPD1-like
Exons: 5
Coding region: 308-910 (200 amino acids)
Biological process (GO): protein dephosphorylation; negative regulation of MAPK cascade
Cellular component (GO): cytoplasm
Molecular function (GO): MAP kinase phosphatase activity; protein tyrosine/serine/threonine phosphatase activity
Source: RefSeq, a predicted model, not a curated record
GGAGAAGGCAGACAGUUGUGCUGCCGACCUACAUGUAGCUCUCCUACAGAGAGACCAUGAAAAGCAGCGUUUCCAGCCAAGAUGAAGCGCAUCUGAAAGGCUAAAGAGGGAAGUGUAAUUCAUAAAACCACCAAGAAGAGGCCCGGAGGAGGUGGAGCUCCACCAACAUUUCCUUCCUCAGACUGUUUCAGAGCAACACAAGGAGAAGCAAACGUCGGCCGCCUUCUGCACAACUUCCUGGUUUUGGUCCAGAUUCCACUGCAGUGACCCGUGCUGCCCUCAGCCCGUGGAGGUGGAGCGUCCAGACAUGCCCAGAGGCCUCAGCUGCCUGUCCAGCCCUGAGGGGGCCGAGGGCAGGUACGAGACCCCCCCGGCUUCAGAGCUCCACAGGCUGAUGUGGACCAAGAAAGGGACCAGCAGCCACCUGGAUGAAGUCCAGCCCAGGAUCUACAUCGGAGACAUGUACGCAGCCAAAGACAAGAGGACUCUCCAGGCUCAUCACAUCACCCAUGUGCUGAACGCCGCUGAUGGAAAGUUCAACGUGAACACGGGGCCCAGCUACUACCGAGACACCAGAAUCACUUAUCACGGAGUGGAGGCUUUUGACAUGCCGUCCUUUAACCUGAGUCCCUUCUUCUACCCGGCGGCCAAUUUCAUCAAGAACGCUUUGAGCUCGCCCACAGGUAAAGUGUUCGUCCACUGCGCAAUGGGCCUCAGCCGCUCGUCCACCUUGGUUCUGGCCUACCUGAUGAUCCAUGAGAACAUGACGCUGGUGGACGCCCUCAAAGCUGUCAGCGCCAACAGGAACAUUUCUCCUAAUCAGGGGUUCUUAGAGCAGCUCCGAGAGCUGGAUCAGAAGCUGCACUGCCAGGGAUCAUCGAGGAGCCGCAGCUCCAACGGACGGACGUAGAAACACAACAUCCACCAGCCCGUAUAUUCUGAUUAUAUUAUAUAUUAUGCUGUUGCCUCCUGUCAGAGUGUGAAGGAGCCGCUAUAACGAGGAUAUCAUGUAAAACAACUGUCUUUACUUUGUAAGAUGAAUUCCAUUUUUGUUGUGAGAAAUAAAGAUCAAAAUGACAGAAGCUUAUUUUUCAAAAACGAAUGACUAAUAAAACCAGGAUGAGUGAGGCCUUCUCCUGA